AUGUUCUCCAAGCAGGCUGUCGCUCUCGCUCUGGCCGUGGCCACCGCUGAGGCCGCCUACCAGGGUUUCAACUACGGCUCUACCAACGUCGACGGUAGCUCCAAGUACGAGGCUGACUUCAAGACCGAGUUCCAGACCGCCAAGAACCUCGUUGGCACCGACAAUGGCUUCACCAGUGCCCGUCUUUACACUAUGAUUCAGGGUGGUACCACUGCCGACCCCAUUCAGGCUAUUCCCGCCGCCAUUGCCGAGGACACUUCCCUUCUCCUCGGUCUCUGGGCCUCCGGCGGCAAUAUGGCCAACGAGAUCACUGCCCUCAAGGCUGCUAUCAGCGCGUACGGCUCGUCUUUCGGCGACAAGGUCGUUGGUAUCUCCGUUGGCAGUGAGGAUAUGUACCGCAACUCUGUCACUGGCUCCAAGUCCAACGCUGGUCCCGGUCUUGAGCCUGAAGUCCUCGUCGAGUACAUCAAGGAGGUCCGCGCUGCCAUUGCGGGCACCAGCCUGAGCGGUGCCUCCAUCGGUCACGUCGACACCUGGGAUGCCUGGACCAACAGCUCCAACGCCGCUGUCGUUGACGCUCUCGACUGGCUUGGCUUCGAUGGCUACCCCUUCUACCAGCUCACCGACUCCAACAGCAUCGACAAUGCCAAGGCUUUGUUCGAUGAGUCCGUCGCCAGGACUCAGGCGAUCGCUAACGGCAAGGAGGUCUGGAUUACCGAGACCGGCUGGCCCGUCAGCGGUCCCUCUGAGAAUGAGGCUGUUGCUUCCAUUGCCAACGCCCAGCAGUACUGGGACCAGGUUGCCUGUCCCCUUCUCGGCCAGACCAACACCUGGUGGUACUUGCUCGCCGAUGCCGGUGCCUCCACCAGCUUCGGUGUCUCCUCCAGCACCUCCGACACCACCCCUCUGUACAACCUCCGCUGCAACACCACCUCUAGCACCAGCUCCAGCUCUGCUGCUGCCUCCUCCGCCACCGGUUCUUCCUCUGGCUCUGCCGCUGGCAGCAGCACCGGUUCUUCCUCUGGCUCUGUGAUGGGCGGCAGCACCGGUUCUUCCUCUGGCUCUGCCGCUGGCAGCAGCACCGGUUCUUCCUCUGGCCCUGCCGCUGGCAGCAGCACAGGUUCUUCCUCUGGCCCUGCCGCUGGCAGCAGCACCGGUUCUUCCUCUGGCUCUGCCGCUGGCAGCAGCACCGGUUCUUCCUCUGGCUCUGCCGCUGGCAGCAGCACCGGUUCUUCCUCUGGCUCUGCUAUGGGCGGCAGCACCGGUUCUUCCUCUGGCUCUGCCAUGGGCAGCAGCACCUCCGGCGGUAUCAUCGCCGCUCACAACGGCACCCGCCCUGUUGGCUUCCACUCCACUGUCUCUUCCACCCCUCUCGCUUCUGCCACCAAGGCCGCUAGCACCUCUGGCUCUUCCUCCGGUUCGGGCUCUUCUGCUUCCGGCAGCUCCUUCGGCGCUGGCUCCAACUUCGGUACCUCCAGCUCUGCCUCCGCUUCUUCUUCCCCUGUGUUCAACUCUGCCACCCGCUCCACCGGCUCUGCCUUCGGCGCCAUUGUCGCCGCCAUUUUCCUCGGCAUUGCUGUCUAA
Messenger RNA from Penicillium maclennaniae, 1584 nucleotides. RefSeq names its product GPI-anchored beta-1,3-endoglucanase EglC (gene bgt2). The record is from RefSeq and is a predicted model, not a curated record. The transcript has a single exon. Lineage: Eukaryota; Fungi; Ascomycota; Eurotiomycetes; Eurotiales; Aspergillaceae. Gene Ontology annotation, cellular component: fungal-type cell wall; cell surface; extracellular region. Bases 1 to 1584 code for a protein of 527 amino acids. Gene Ontology annotation, biological process: cell wall organization. Gene Ontology annotation, molecular function: 1,3-beta-glucanosyltransferase activity; glucan endo-1,3-beta-D-glucosidase activity.